CCCCUCGCGCUGUUCCCGGGGACCGCCGACGUCGCGGCGCCCGGCCCCAGGGAGGGCGCUUGCGGUCUCCCGAGUGAUGCCCAGACCGCAGUUGGCACGGACCGUCCCGGGGCGCAGCGCGGGUCAUCACCUGUCCGCCUCCGCAAGCGCCGCACAUGGGCCCCGGGCUGAGAGCCGCGUCGCCCGGAGGCACCCCUCCCACGCCCGGCCGGCCGGACUGCACGGCUGCCCACCUUCAUGCACGCGCCCGGCGGCCGCGCCUGCACCCACGCGUCCUGGACGCACAGCGCGUCCCCACAGCACCGCUCCUGUGCACGCACAAACCCGUCAUUGCCUUGACCACACCUCACUCCUGUUUGUUUUGGGGUAUUUCCUGGCCUUGGUGCCCCUCCCAGAUAUUUGUAGAGCAAUUGAAUUGUUGGAAAAACUACAGAGGAGUGGAGAGGUACCACCACAGAAACUUCAGGCUUUACAGAGAGUCCUUCAAAGUGAAUUCUGCAAUGCUGUAAGAGAGGUAUAUGAACAUGUCUAUGAGACGGUGGACAUCAGUAGCAGUCCUGAAGUGAGAGCUAAUGCGACUGCAAAGGCUACUGUCGCUGCGUUUGCUGCUAGUGAAGGACAUUCUCAUCCUCGCGUUGUUGAGCUACCAAAAACAGAAGAGGGCCUUGGAUUCAAUAUUAUGGGAGGCAAAGAACAGAACUCUCCAAUCUAUAUCUCUCGGAUAAUUCCAGGUGGAAUUGCUGACAGACAUGGGGGCCUCAAGCGAGGAGAUCAGCUCUUGUCUGUCAAUGGAGUGAGCGUUGAAGGAGAACAUCAUGAAAAAGCUGUGGAACUGCUGAAAGCAGCUCAAGGGAAGGUUAAAUUGGUGGUACGCUAUACUCCCAAGGUCUUAGAGGAAAUGGAGUCACGGUUUGAAAAAAUGAGAUCAGCAAAGCGCAGGCAGCAGACCUAAAGCGGUUCAGAGCUUUCUGCCCCAUUCUGCUCUUAGCUGGAGAAGUUUUCCUCGUGGCCUACAAGGUGGCCGAAAUGCCAGUGAUUGUAAAAAACAAACAGAAACUUCCCGCAAAAUCCUCCUUGCCAUUUUAUAAAUGCCUAUUUUAACAUCGUUUACGGUUCCAGAGAUGCAUACACUCUUUUCUGACUAGAAAAAGUAAACGGCGAUGAGGGCAAUUCUGUCCUGCUGUUUUUACAGGCCUUUUUCAAAUGCAGAUUUUGUCAUAAAGUUGUUAUAGAUUUUUAAAAAUGCUUUUUUAAUAUUAAAAUGUAAUUUUACAUUCUUAAUCAUUUUUUAGAAAAAAAAUUUUCUUCGUUUGGCUGCUUAUUUAAAAAUAACAGUUCUCCAGUUCUUUUUUUGCUUACUCUAUUUUUUUUAACCUGUGAAGUUUCUUUACAGUUUUCCAAGGAAUUAAACAUAGCAGUCUGCGCCUCAGCAGCUCAUUACACUGUCAGUGUUAACAUCACUGCUGAAUUUUGUACUUUGAACACACACAUAACAUAUGUAAUCAAUGAUAAAUCAUAACUCAGCACAGUGGAAGUUUUUUACUUUUAUUUAAACAUAAUGUAUAAUGAAUAUUCAUUUAUACUGAUUUAUAAAAGUAAGUUUUUAAACACUGAAACAAUCAUUGCUAAAACGUAUUUCGUAAUAUUGGAGCAGUGAGGCAAGAGGAUGUAACUUGAUUGUUAGCAUUACUGAUUACAUCUCUUUAUAUUCAAUAAUCUAUCAAAUUAGAAAUGGAAAAAUAGGUUUAGGUUUCAUCUUUUGCAAAUUUUUUUAGUGCUAUUGGUUUUUAUUUAAAUAUAUUUCUUAUAUUUUGGUCCUUCCAUUCCUAGAGAUGAGCCAGUCAGUUUGUGAUGGGAAAUAGCAGAAGCAAAGAAGAAAAAAUAACCUCACUAGCCUCACGAGUUACACACUCUUACUAGCUCAAUUUAAAGAAUUGAUUUUAAAUAGGAAGAAGAUAGAAGGAUAUAUUUAAGAUAUAUAGAAAUUAUGAAGUGAUGUGUUCAUAAGAAUCUACAGGCUCUUUGUCAAAAUGAGUAGGAACUCAUUUAUAUUAAAAUGAUUGGAUCUAAAGAACCGAUCUUUGUUUAUGAUUCAUAUAUAAUGAUGGGAAUUCUGAGAGAGACUUUGAUUUGUCCACUGGAUGUCACUGUUUUUCUAAAAGGCAGCUAUCAGUGUAUGACUGAGGUCUUUUUAAAGGCUGAAAUUAAAGAGGUCCAUUUUCAGUCACAACUUACAGGAACGUUUGUAUGGUUUUUUAAAAAUUUAAAUGAUAGACGCUGAAAAGAAAAUGGAUUGAAAUAUAUAAGGAAUUUAGAAUAAUAAUUGACCUUGUAUAAAAAGUGGGCAUUUUGUAACAUUCCAUCAGGAAGAAUAGAAAUGUAUACCUUUUUCUGCAUGUUUGUGAGCACUGUGAGUCUUAAAAGAUUAUUCCAGUUUUCAGUGAUUUUCAGAAUAAAAGUCAAUCAGCAUUGUUAUUUAUCAUUUGGGUAUUGAACACUGGAUUGCAUGGUUGAAUGUGUAUCUAGUCCACUACAAAAUGUGCUUGUAUUGAUAGGAUCAUGUUGUUAAAUUGUAUAUUUUCAAAAUUGAUGUUUUUAAAAUGUUGAGACCAAAGUAGUGUAGAAUUAUGGACUUAUUUUAAUUUAACUGUAAAAUUAUUAGAGGUAUUUGUUGUAGAGCUUUAUAUAUUAAAGAGGUAUUGGUGCAUAUAAAAACAGUAAUAUUGUUAUGCUUGUGUUCUCACAUUCCAGGGUAAGUAGACCCUGAAGAAAUCUUGUUAGUAGAGCUGCAGCUGCAGUAGCUUUUAAGGGUGUGUCAGCAUUUCAUUAUAAAUUAUAGCUUCCUGGUUCAGUAUCUCAGCUUUUCAGAACUUUCAGCCAAGUGAAAUCUUUUUUUGGUGUUGAAACUUGGUAAGUUGAGUAAGCUUUUUUUUCCUUGUACAGUAAUCCACACUCUCUUCUUUGUGUGGGUUGGCACUUAUUUAUAAUUCUUAAAAUCGGGAUAGCUUAAAGGAGCCAAAUACAUUAGUUGUGCUUGCUCCUGUUGAGCCUGAGUAGCAGGAGUUUGUUUUUGUUAAUGCAGUUUUCACAGUGUGUCCCAGGAUUUUAAAUCCUGACCAUAGAACACUUCAGUCACCGGUGGCAAAGAUGUACGGUAGUGGUCUGGUAUAGUGAGGAAAUGAAGGGAAUUUUCAUCUUAUAAAUAAAUGUAUGAUCCAUGAGCAUAACUAGGCACACAGGAAGUAUAUAAUAGGUUUUUUAUUUGUAAAUUAUAAAUUCUCUCCCCAAUUUCCAUUUAUUUUCUUGGUAUUUCAUAAUAGGUCGAUUCAGUGAUUCUCCACCUUAGCUGCAUAUUAGAACACCCUGCAGAGCUUUAGAAAAUAUUGAUACCUGAGUCCCAGCCCACACCAAGUGAAUCAGAAACUCUGAGAGUGGGGCCAGGUGCUUAGUUUUUUAAAGCUUUCCAGGUGGUUCUAAAGGACACCUGGGGUCGAGAACCACUUGUUCCCCCCUUAUAAAAUGCUCUGCUUACACUGGACUCUGGAAGUAUCAGAAUAGAAUAAUUCAGUUUACAGCUGUUAUGAAGUAGCUGCAAGUAUAAUGAUGGGUUGCACUUCUUGAUAAUUUUGUUAGGAACACAAGGUACUUGGCAUUCCUUAUUUGGGAAGUAGUUACAGUCUAUCGUUUUUCUUUUUUAAUAAAAUCUGCCAGUAGUUUAAAUGUAAACUUUCAAUGUCUGUCAUCUUUCUGCCCCCUUUGCCUUUAAAACUUAAAAACAUAAAUGUUUAUUAUUUGAGAAAGCAUGUUUAAAAAUUGCAGAUGAGAAAUACUGUCAUUGGUAAUUACGUGCUGUCUUAAUAUGGCCACUUUAUCCAUUAGUAUAAUACUAGAUUAUAGUGGCCUAGUUCUUUGGGGUUUGGAAAUUCAGAUGUUUUUAAAUAAUCGUUGUCUUCCUCUUCUGAAUUUUUGAAGUUAUUUUGCUCAAGUACUUAAGUAGUUUGGCUCAAGUACGUUGUUUACAAUUUAAAUGGAUAUUGUAGCAUUUAACAGAAGAAAUGGCUGUGGCUUAUCUGAAAAGAAUGUCAGCAUGACUUGAUAUAGAAUUAAAAGAAUACAUGUGAAUAUUUUAUAAUGUGGAAUGAUCGUUGAAAUGUCAAGGACUCUGGGAAUUGUAUUUCCUGAAUAAAUGUAUGUAUAUGAAUUUUCUAACUUA
Messenger RNA from Diceros bicornis minor, 4213 nucleotides. RefSeq names its product lin-7 homolog C, crumbs cell polarity complex component (gene LIN7C). The coding region runs from base 77 to 952 and encodes 291 amino acids. The transcript has 5 exons. Gene Ontology annotation, molecular function: L27 domain binding. The record is from RefSeq and is a predicted model, not a curated record. Gene Ontology annotation, biological process: protein localization to basolateral plasma membrane; maintenance of epithelial cell apical/basal polarity; neurotransmitter secretion. Gene Ontology annotation, cellular component: synapse; MPP7-DLG1-LIN7 complex; cell-cell junction. Lineage: Eukaryota; Metazoa; Chordata; Mammalia; Perissodactyla; Rhinocerotidae.